AUGAAGCAGGUCAACAUCGUCGCCGCCAACAUGGUAACGGUCGCCCUCGAGAGCUUGCUUUACGGAGUCUUCCUCAUCCUCUCUGGGACUUACUUCUACCUCCAUCAUCAGCGUGUAACCAACGUUGCGCUCGCGGGGCCCUCUCGAUCCCAGGCAUACUUCAGUCUUGCUUUCCUUGGUGCACUCGGCGUGUCCAUGACCGUCUCUGCGCAUUGGAUCCUCACCGUCACUCGUUUCUUUGAUGCUUUUAUAAACUUCGAGGGCGGAGCCGCUCCGACGCUGUUCUACUCAGAUCUCGCGCAAACAACGGAGGUCAUUAAGACUGCAUUCCUCAUCGCAACGAUCGUCAUGUCUGAUUUGAUGUUCGUAUACCGUCUGUGGGUGGUCUGGGGCUACAAUUAUUACAUUAUCGUGCUCCCAUCUUUAACGGUGCUGGGACUAUGCGUGUCUGGAACUGGCAUCGUAUAUGAGCUAUCUCAGCUCUCUAUUGGUAAUACAGUAUUUGUGAGCCAAGCGGCUCGCUGGAUCACUGCGGAUUAUUCUUUUACUUUCGCCACAAACAUUUACAGCUCUACGUUAAUUGCGUGGCGAGUCUGGAGGGCUAGCCAAGCGUCCGGACCGUACGGUGGCGGUAACUUGAGACGACUUCUCGUUACAGUCGUUGAGAGUGCCGGCCUUUACACGAUUUAUGUCGUUUUCUUUUUCGCCUUUUACGAAGCCACUUCAAACUUACAGUACACCUUCGUCGACACUCUAUGUCAAAUUGGAGGCAUUGCAUUUAUGAUGAUCAACGUCCGCGUCGCGCUUGGUUGGGCACAGAAGGCAGGCGCGACAACGUCCGUCUCUGCACAUAGCACUGCGUUCUCCCGUAGAAACGGCGAGAACUCAUACAUCAUGCGCCCUGUUGCGGUCGACAUCACGCGCAUAGUGCACAAAGAGGAUGACAUGGGGCAACCUGUCAAACGUCUCUCGAGCGAGCUCAGCAUGCCCGUCUGA
Messenger RNA from Fibroporia radiculosa, 996 nucleotides. RefSeq lists its product as uncharacterized. NCBI's taxonomy places the organism in Eukaryota, Fungi, Basidiomycota, Agaricomycetes, Polyporales, Fibroporiaceae. The transcript has 8 exons. The coding region runs from base 1 to 996 and encodes 331 amino acids. The record is from RefSeq and is a predicted model, not a curated record.